CGAAGCAAGCAGCGCUUUGGACUUGGCUGGCUAUUAGCUCGCCACACAUACCUACAACGGAGCGUUGGCAGCAUUUAGCUAACUACCACAACCAACUGCCAAAGCAUAAUUCAGCAUGCCUUCUUCAUGAGUCAUGACAUGCCAAAGCUCCACCACCACCAUGUUAGCCCACAAAUUCCACCGCCUCCACCUCCGCAAUUCCCCCCAGUUCCGAUGCGUUCUGGACCAAAUCGCCCCCAAUCUGGCCGUCUCGGCGUCCCUCAGCUCCGUCUUCACCUCUGCCAACGUCAUCGCCGCUGCCUCCGGCUCCAGCUCUCUCCACGGUGCCGUCACCUCCACCAUCACUCAAGUCGCGGUCACCGCCGUCGCCAUCGCCUCCGGGGCUUGUCUUUCCACCAAGGUCGAUUUCUUGUGGCCCAAAAUGGAAGCCCAGCCAGGUUCUGAUGUGGUGGAGGGAGUGGACGUGACUGGAUAUCCUAUCUUCAAUGAUCCAAAGGUGCAAAAGGCUGUUGCAUUUGCUAAGAAAGCUCACCACGGCCAACUGCGCAAAACCGGAGACCCUUAUUUAGUCCAUUGCAUUCAUACAGGAAGAAUCUUGGCCAUGCUGGUUCCUGCAAGCGGCGAGCGAGCUGUUGAGACUGUUGUAGCCGGGAUUCUCCAUGAUGUGGUGGACGAUACAUGUGUAAGUUUCUCCGAUAUACAACAAGAGUUUGGUGAUGAUGUCGCGAAGCUGGUAGCUGGUGUUUCCAGGUUAAGCUACAUAAAUCAGCUUUUACGGAGACACCGCAGGAUAAAUGUGAACCAGGGUAAACUUGGUCAUGAGGAGGCAAAUAAUUUACGAGUUAUGCUUCUGGGCAUGGUUGAUGAUCCACGUGUUGUGCUUAUAAAGCUUGCGGAUCGUCUUCACAAUAUGAGAACAAUUUAUGCUCUCCCGCUGCCAAAGGCUCAAGCUUUUGCAAGGGAGACCUUGGUAAUUUGGUGCUCGCUGGCUUCCAGAUUGGGUUUGUGGGCAAUGAAAGCUGAACUGGAAGAUCUGUGCUUUGCUGUUCUUCAGCCUGAGAUGUUCAAGAAAAUGAGAGCUGAUCUAGCUUCUAUGUGGAGCUCUAGUAACAAAGUAGGAAAUUCAAAAAGAAAAUCCAGUUUGAUGUCCUUAAAUGGAAGAAGCUCAAUUUCCGACAACGAAGGGCCCGUAGCAGUUGAUGAAGAUGUCACAACCAUGAAGGAUCUUUUGGAAGCUGUAGUGCCAUUUGAUGUAUUGUUAGAUCGAAGAAAACGGUCUAAAUUUCUUAAUACUCUAGGACAAGGUCUGGAGACUCACAGAAGACCAAAGGUUGUGCAAGAUGCUGGAAUUGCUUUGGCAUCUAUGGUAAUUUGUGAGGAGGCCCUCGAGCAGGAGUUGAUCAUAUCAACUUCUUAUGUUCCAGGGAUGGAAGUAACUUUAUCGAGCCGCUUGAAAAGUUUGUAUAGCAUCUACAGCAAGAUGAAACGGAAAGAUGUCAGCAUUAGUAAAGUUUAUGAUGCCCGUGCAUUAAGGGUAGUCGUUGGAGACAAUAACGGAACUUUGCAUGGGCCUGCUGUCCAGUGUUGUUACAGCCUUCUUGACAUUGUACACAAGCAUUGGACCCCAAUUGAUGGUGAGUUUGAUGAUUACAUUGUCAAUCCAAAGCCUAGUGGCUAUCAGUCUCUGCACACUGCAGUACAAGGUCCUGACAGAUCACCUUUGGAAGUUCAAAUACGAACACAGAGGAUGCACGAGUACGCUGAACAUGGACUCGCAGCACAUUGGCUUUAUAAAGAGACUGGAAAUACGUUUUCUAACAUAAGUAGCACGGAUGAAUCUGAAAUAGACGUAUCAUCCUUUUUACCCAAAGAUAUUGAGAUUGAGGACCAAAGUUCUACAGAAGAUGAUUUUUCUCAGAAGUAUGAUUUGCUGAAAAUUGGACAUCCAGUCCUUAGAGUGGAAGGGAGUCAUCUUCUUGCUGCUGUUAUCAUUAGAGUAGAGAAAGAUGGAAGGGAGUUGAUAGUUGCAGUGAGCUUUGGACUAGCUGCUUCUGAAGCAGUAGCUGAUAGAAAAUCUUCUUUCCAAAUAAAACGGUGGGAAGCCUAUGCAAGAUUAUACAAGAAGGUGACGGAUGAAUGGUGGUGUGAACCAGGACAUGGGGAUUGGUGCAACUGCCUAGAGAGAUAUACACUCUGUCGAGAUGGGAUGUACCACAAGCAAGACCAGUUUGGGCGAUUACUUCCAACCUUCAUUCAGGUCAUUGAUUUGACAGACCAAGAAGAAUCGGAAUAUUGGUCUGUUGUUUCUGCUGUUUUUGACGGAAGAGAGCUCGACGAUGUUACAUCCGCAGCAAGCUUUAGCUCAGUUCCGUCAACUUCCAUGGAAACUAGCAUCAACAACAAGGUGCGUUUGUUGAGGACCAUGCUGCGAUGGGAAGAACAGCUACGCUCAGAAGCAAGUCUUGGACAAGCAAAGCAUAGCAGCAAGUUUUACCGCAGUCCAGGUUCUGUUGUCCUUGGAGAAGUGGUGAUUAUAUGGUGGCCCGAUGGUGAAAUAAUGCGGUUGAGAACCGGCAGCACCGCAGCAGAUGCCGCAAGAAGAGUAGGACUGGAGGGAAAACUGGUCCUGGUUAACGGUCAGCUGGUUUUACCCAAUACAAAGCUCACAGAUGGCGACGUCGUUGAAGUCAGAGCCUAAGAAAUUUGGAAAUAAAAGUCUCAUUGUGAAUACUGUGUAAUUAGAGGGAAGAAACUCUUAUGUCCUGGUUCUGUCUGUAUUAUCUGCUAUUUAUUUCUUCCAGGAUGAGAUUGAACAUAUAGUUCAAUGUACAUAUGACAAAGUUUACACUCCAAAUUAAAAUAAGAAAGUAGAUUUCUGCUACCUGCGGUUA
Molecule: messenger RNA, 2891 nt
Organism: Malus domestica (apple)
Lineage: Eukaryota; Viridiplantae; Streptophyta; Magnoliopsida; Rosales; Rosaceae
Product: probable GTP diphosphokinase RSH2, chloroplastic
Biological process (GO): guanosine tetraphosphate metabolic process
Cellular component (GO): chloroplast
Source: RefSeq, a predicted model, not a curated record